AUGUCACAUCAUCACGUCACAGUUAAGGCGGUGAAACCGUCAGUUCUUCCUCCUAUUGGCUACGAUGGCAGCAUGCUAAAUCUCCAAAAGAGAAUCAAUGGAAUUGAUGACAACAAGAAGUAUAUGGAGACGCGAAUCGCCAUUCGGGAAAAGUUACUCGCUCAAGAAAUAAAAGACUUGGAAGUGAAUCUGAAGAACCAAAAUAUGUGCAAGCUCUCGUUCCCUUCAACUUCUCAACUUCAUGAAAUGAUCCUCACGGUGUGUCCACAAGAAGGUAUUUACAGAGGAGGCGUUUUCAAAUUUUCAAUCUCGGUACCUCCUGAGUACAACAAUGUGGUGAUUCAUGGCCUAUCAUCGUUGUUCACGGAUCUCAUCGACUUUGACGACGCGCUGAACAUGCAAGCUGCACAACUCUGGUCAACCAAUCGUGAACAAUUCACGCACCGUGCACGUGACUACAUUGCAAAAUACUGCGAGCGCCGCUGA
Molecule: messenger RNA, 486 nt
Organism: Ostertagia ostertagi
Lineage: Eukaryota; Metazoa; Nematoda; Chromadorea; Rhabditida; Trichostrongylidae
Source: the annotation of a GenBank genome assembly